This is a messenger RNA of Mizuhopecten yessoensis (Yesso scallop), 634 nucleotides long. RefSeq names its product angiopoietin-related protein 7-like. The transcript is spliced from 4 exons. The record is from RefSeq and is a predicted model, not a curated record. NCBI's taxonomy places the organism in Eukaryota, Metazoa, Mollusca, Bivalvia, Pectinida, Pectinidae. Bases 14 to 556 code for a protein of 180 amino acids.
CGUGUACUGUGACAUGGACACAGCAAAUGGACCCUGGACGGUAAUACAAAACAGGCAAAAUGGCGACGAGGAAUUCUACAGACCUUGGGCUGACUAUAAAACAGGCUUUGGUAACCUCCGUGGAAAUUUCUGGCUGGGAAAUGACGCAAUUCACCACCUCACCUCCACAGAGUCCAUUCUCCGUAUUGAAUUGGUCUCAUGGCUAGGUGAUGCUGCUUAUGCCCAGUAUUCAACGUUCAGAGUUGAAAACGAGACAGAAAAUUACAGACUGAAUAUAUCCGGGUUUUCUGGUAACGUCUCACAAAAUAGUAUGGCCACUCACAACGGAAUGUCAUUCUCGACAUACGACAGAGAUAACGAUCGUAACAGUCAGCACUGUGCCCAGAAAUACAAUGGCGGAUGGUGGUAUAACAGUUGUUACGACGCGAAUCUAAACGGCGCUGUAUACAUGCCUGGCGAGGGUAACUUGAAAUCGCUGGUCUGGGAUUUCUUUUACCAAGAUAUAGAUCGCUCUCAUAUGAUGACGACAAGGAUGCUUGUGAAACACUCAUAUUAACUGAAAGCGGUCAUCUUGUUCUAUUUGUUAUUAGCUCACCGGGUCCGAAGGACCAAGGUGAGCUUAUGCCAUACCGUG